Messenger RNA from Cladocopium goreaui, 9135 nucleotides. The record is from the annotation of a GenBank genome assembly. Lineage: Eukaryota; Dinophyceae; Suessiales; Symbiodiniaceae.
CUGAACGCAAAUUGGGCAGAUUUGGAGGAUGAUUUGGCCAGCUCGCAAGAUCAGUUGUCCCAAGAUGUGAUGAGAGCUGCUCUCAAGAUCCCCUACACUAUGAUGAGCGCAAGUGAUCCUGAAAGGAGGUGUCGCCAUUUUGUGGAGACCAACGUGGGGCUUACCACUAGGUUUCUGGAUUUGCUGAACCGAGCCGAACUUCCAUUUGGUGGCUACUACAUCAUCCGAAAACAGCUGGACAUGUCAAUGUGGAUCAAGAUCAACAGACCCAGGAAACGCAUGCGAGAACACGAACCAGACCCACUGCCUGAGCUGGUGGUUGCCAACCCAGAUGCUCAGCAAGAGCCUACACCUACACCAGGGACUAUAGACUAUGCCCGUGGUGUUUUGGAGGUGCAGCGGGGCAAGAACAAGUUGGCGGAAAGAACCAGGGCCAGGGACAGAGCAAAGUUUGGCGAAGAGGAGCUUCUCGAGCACAAGGUUCCUCGCAUGUUUUGGCCAGAUUCUGCGUUUUGGGGCUCCAUAAGUUUUCUUGGCACCCUUGCCAUGCAAGCACUUGCACACAGCGCCAGAUUUUCAUUUGGACAGUUGCCAAGAGACUCCCGUGUGAACUCACAAGUUGCAAAGCUCUUUUUGUUCAAGAAUAUGGCCGGGAUGUCGGACAAAGUGCUGAAUCAGUUCUUGCAAGUGGCUAAAGGCUCUUUGAGUGAAACCAAAUGUGCCCGUUCAAGUUUGCAAGGAGCAUCUGCUCUUUUGGAAGCAGGAGGCCUUCUGUGGUGCGGGUUGCUAAGAUCCUAUCAAUCUUUGAUAGAGUGUGGCCGUUUAGAACCCAUUCUGUUCAUCAAGAAGUCUCGGUACGACGAGACUCCAUUGAAGAUCCGUUUGCAGGGGCAAGGCCCAGGCUCCACCAGAAUCAAUACCGAAACAUCCACACAUGCGAAGGUGAUGCAGUCUGAGUUCGCUCUUCACAUGGUUCUGAAGGAUGUUCAAAACUCUCAGUAUUGGCACCUGCAUGGAUAUGUGCCAACAUGGUUACAGCUCAUGGAUGCCACGACUGCAGAAAAUACGAAGAGGGUAGUCUUGAACAACUACCAGCAGAUCCCAGGCUUGGAUGACUUCAGCCGAAGUUUCAGUUGGAAACUACAGCAAGCCACUGUGGACUGCUACGCUGCAAACCAAAGAGCUGAGAGGAGUCUCCUUCAUGACGACCCAAGCUGGAGCAAGUACACCAAAAGCUGCGACGUGCACAUUGUUACACAGGUGCACAUGAAAGCAGCUUCUGUGCUUGACAGUGACAUCUCAGGGAUGCUUCACACAAGUUUGGCGCAACAUGGGGCCGGCGUGCUGGAUUCGUUGAAGAAGAUCUUGGCAGAGAUAUUUGAGAACGAAUUGGUUGUGGUCUACGAUGCUCCUCCACAGGGUCGGGUGAGACAACACAGAGAGGAAUUGCACGAUCUCUUUUUACCCCUUCCGCAUGCAAAUAGCUUGGACUAUGUCAGUUGCUCCAUUUUGGUUCGUCGAUACAUUCUUGGCGCCAUGAUGAAUGGCGAUCUAGAGAGCAAUCGAAUCUACCACUGGUGUCCCUUCAACUGUUGCAAGGACUUUUCCGACACAGUUGAGAAGUUCAAGACUUAUGUUGUGCAUGCGUUGUUGCCAUCGAAGAUGCCGCAUGCCAAGUGGUCCGGCUGGGAUUUUCUCACAGAUGAUGAUCCAGAUGAUGGUGCUGCUGGUCAUGAUGAGCCGCCGCAACCAAUCGCAGACGCUGCAGUCAUGGAAGGCGCGGCUGCCGAGAACGAGGGCAACGUAGAGAUGGAAGAUGUGAGCGGAGAGACUGACUGGGUCAAACGCAACAAAGCAUUCAAAAAAAAUUCAAGCCGAUGGAGCCAGACAAAUCCUGGACCGAGGUUGGUGGUGAUGAAAUCAGUCAUGAACGUCCUGUCGCAUGCAGUUAACCAAGCCUUUCAAGUUUCUGGCAGUGAUUUUGACCGAGAACAAGACUUGAAGUCUGCAAAGGGCGAAGCCAGGUCAUAUCGGAUGUUGGAAGCAGCACGAGGUGAAGAUCUCGAAAAAUUCUAUUCCGAAUUGUGGCAGCAGUUCGAGGGACCUUGUCGUGGCAUGCCUUUUUCAGCUAUGACUUCCAAUCUCUUGAACAUUCACUUCGUAAUGUUGUCACGAGCUGGGUGCGCGAUGGAAAUGCUGCUUCGCAGGCCAAGGAGAGGUCAACCUUACCAGCUUUUCAAAGUACUUCUUCAAGGUGCUCCAUCUUACAGUCAAAGCCUGUCAUGCUUGGAUGAUGAACUCAGCAGUGCCUUCCACCACCGUUUCCCACAGUGGUCCCCUGAAGCAGAGGUUUGCCUACGGGCGUUGGGUCAAAGUAUCGACGUUGAUGUGGCCCAGAUUGAAACACGGCAUGCGAUAGCUCGUAGGAUGGUAACAUUGAAAGGUUUGCAGACUUGGGUCCCGUCGAUAGAUUCUUUGUCCGCUGAUUGGUCUCACAAACAAGUUUCAAAUCGGGAAGAAGAGAUCUAUGGAAAGCAGGUCCAGCAAAAUGCCUGUGAAAUCCUUGGAUUGCGGACUGGCACAGCCGGGGGUUUCAUGGAGCGUGCAGUCAACUCUAGUGUUGUGAUGCUGUAUGCGGGCGGGUGGGAGGAGGACCAGUCAGAGAAAGGUAAGACUGUCAAAAAGAGCAAAAAACCCGGAGUUCAAGGUGGUGGUGGGGGAGGUUUCCGUGCCUUCCUACAUGAGAGGUGUCAAGGAAUGGCAUUCUCAGGCCUUGCCAUGCAACAGGCUUCUCGCCGCUACCGUGCUCUUUCUGAAGAGGAGCGUGCUUACUUCAAGGAGCAGGGUUUGAAAGCAACCAUUGCGUGGAGAGCAGGGUUCGCAUCUUUUGGUGAGCGGGAGCGCGCACAUUCGAAGGCAAAGCGCUCCUCCCCACCAGCAUUGCAACAGGGUGAUACACAAGCAACUGCGCUAGUAGCUGUUGAUGAUGUGAGGUCAUCUCAACUGAUGCCCUUGGCCACCAGAGACUUGCAAGAUGAUAUUCGUUUGAUCAGACGAAAAUUUCGGGAACAUCGGAAGGAUCAGAAAAGGACUAGGGCUAACCAAGAGCAAACUUUGCUGGACAGUUUCAGAGGUUCGUCUACCCACAAAGCACCCACAUGCUUUGAUUUCGACAAUUUCUUCACGGUUGCUCACCCACAUGGCCUACAACCUGAUUCUGAUGCUGAUGUCUUGGGCAGCGAGCAGCUUCCAGCCUUUUCAUCCAUCAAGUGGUACCCUCCAGUCACAGAAUUUGCUCAGGCAGCAUUAAGCGAGAACAACUCUAUGGGCACCCAGAUGUCUCUUAAGAGUAAGCUUGAAAAGAGCUGGUCUGAGCACCAUAGCUUGAUCCGUCACACCGAUCAGCCCAAGAUCAGUUUUGAGAACGAUCGCCUCAAGAAAAUGCACCAGUCGAGCAAAUGCUUUAAAGCUGGCUUUUGCAUCUGCAAGAACAGCAGGAAGGAUGUGCGACGCGCAAAUUCUGAUGCUUUGCAAUUUGAGGUCCACCUUCUCAACGUGAUGAAAAAGCAGUUUUGGUCAAAGACUGUGAACGACAGCAAGGAAAAGUCGCCAGCCCGUACGUUACUCGAAGCCGGUUUCAUUGUUUUGCACUUCCUUGCUCGCAUCGGGGAUGAGCACCAUGAUGAGGUCAUUGGAAGCCAUUUCUUUCACAUCGGGUAUGCCAACUACAAGACAUGGGCAUUGUCAACACUGCAGCUGUUUGCCUGCGAUGACGAGCAGAUUCAGCCUGGUGAUAGAAGACUUCUUCUGAAAGUUGGAGAGCGCGACGAUGCGCUUGAGGGCGGUGACUUUAGACUUUUAGUGGAUGCUGUGAGGGAAAGCUUGAACCUAGAAGCAGAGCACGAUGUGCAAUUCUACAAGUUGAUUGGGAACAAGGAGAAGUUGCCCAUUUCGCAUAUGAUUCCUGGACAACGGUUGCAGGUCGAACUUUUGGAUCUCCCUGGUGGGACAUCAGUAUGGAAAGGUGCGAAGAAGGAAAGAGAUGUGAGGAAGGAGCAGAAAAAAAAGAAAAAGAAACACAGAAAACGAAAAGAUCCCGGUGAACCCGCUGAACCCCGACGUGGCCGCAAGAAGCCAUGUUAUGAUGUGGAGAUGGUGGAGGAUCUUGGAAUCGGGGUGGUGAUGCCUGCAGCAGCCAUGCCCCGCCGUCCUCAGCAACAACAGAGGGCUUUUGUCAAUGACAGUUCCAGUUCCAGUUCCUCAGGAUCCGAUGUGCCUCCAGAGGCCGAUGCAGUGGAGGAUCAAGAUCAAGAUCAAGAUCAAGCUGGUGAUCAUGAAAGUGACAUUUUGAUGAAAUUUUCCCAGAUGGUGAAAGGGAACACUCCGAAGCAGAGUCAGAGAUCUUUGUCGCCGAGUUGGACCGCAUUCUUGCUGAGGAGCAGCAAGAAGAAGCUGAAGAAGUGGAAAGGGUCUGCGAAGCAGAAAGGCAACCAGAAGCAUUGCAGGUUCCUGUCAACCAGGAUGACGUGGAAGAACAUGAAGCUGGAGCGGCUCCUGCGCCGCGAGCAGAUAUUCUUGAUCUUCCUGCGGCGAGAUGUCUACUCCAGAGACGAUGCUGCGAAAUUUUCUCGGACCAUCGAGGACCUCACACAUGUGAUUCGACAGAUCCUGGCACCAAGGGCUGUGAUGAACAUCAUUGGCCAACCGGAACAGGGAUUGGACACGCAACCCAACAAGGCAUCUUCACGGCCCAGCGGCUUUGACGAUGCUGCUCCCGGGAUGGACAUGCACGAGGCCAUGGAAGACAUUUUGGUUGACAUCAGCCAAAGCCACGGGCGGCGUCCUCACAGCAAUGCUCAUGGCAUUGCGCACACAUUGACGACUUCUUCCCUGCUCUACUCCUUCAAGCACAGGACGGUCUUGACGCCAUUCCAGCACCUACUUCUUCAGGGAUAUCCAGGUACGGUCGCAGUGUCUUCAUCGCAUUCUGACCGGGAUGUGAGGGCAAUGGCUGGAGAAGCUAUUGCGCUUCCUUGCCUUGGCCUGCUGGUUUGGGCGCUGUCGUCAUCGGUCACGGGUCUGUCCUCAAUCAGCCUGUUGCUAUACUAUAGCUGCUAUAGCUGCUCGCCGCACGCUGGCCUGCAGCACACAGUGAAAAAGGAUAAUCACAUCUUCAGCUACAAAGGCAGAGAUCACAUCAUCGGAUCCCCUGAUGAGCCUGUGGACAUCACCGCCGGAAUCCUUUGCCGAGGAUGCGGUGCAUCUUUGCAGUAUGGAAGUAUUUCCGGCACUUUCUAUUGUCAAUGUUUUGCUCUUGGUACCCUACAGUUUCCUGUGGCACCAACAGUGGCUUUGUCAAAUGCUGGCGAUGUUGAAUACUUUGAGCCUCCAGAGCUUAGAGCUGCGAUGCCUCCGAAGCAGUCUUCGGCUGCGAAGGCUCCGCCUAAGAGGUCAGUGAUCACUCUCAGCGUAGCCGAAGCCAGAUUUUGCACUGAGGAUGUCCAGUUUCCAACCAACCAGAACGGGAUUCCAGAAGGCAAUGGCUGCUUGACCGACAAGACUGUGGCCGUCAAAGCCUUCCCAAACCUUGAGUGGUCUGAGCUUGUGUUGCUCUUCACCAACGACCCGCUUUUCAAGGCUAAGUUCAAUGGAGCCAGGGCUUUGUGGAACACGAUCGUUGACAAAGCUGGCCCCAAUGCUCCUAUGUGGGACCCAGAUCAAGUCGCUGCUCACUUUCAGCUCGGUCAGUUCAUCUUCCGAGAUGUGGGCAUGAUGACACUCCAAGAAGUCUUCAAGCAUUUUGGAGCCCAGCCCGUUGAGCUUGGGCUGGUGGCCCAUUCUGUUGUUCAAGAGGACAACAAAAUGACAGAGCUAUAUCCUGUGGGUCUUGAGGGGCUGCCGCUGGAAGUCAUUCUCAGCAUGCGCAAGAUGCGACUGUUCCAAAUGACAGCGGUGGAACGCAAUGAGUUGUUGGUGUACCCUGAGCGGCAGAUUGACAAAGACCAGGGUCAGGAGUUCUACAAGAAAGCUGUUGGAACUCUAGUUGAAUCUCGACCGGCUGCAUUCAACCCUGCCAAGAAAGGAGAUGGCCGCUUACUCAGUGCCUCUGAGCUUCGUGAAAGGAGUGAGGAAGUGGAAGCCGCCAAGCAGCUUGAGAUGGAACGGCUUGGAGGGGGCGGUGGACUAGGUCACGAAGAAGAUGAAUUUGGAAGCUAUGAGCCUUCAAUGGAGGCGCCCCGUGUCGUUGUGGAAGCGCCCAGUGCGAACACAGGAUCCUUGGGCAAUGCCACGACCACCGCUUCCAGGAGGAAGAUUGCGACAAAGGCCAGCAAGGCCAAGAAAGCAGCGAAGGAAGAAGAUGAUGACGAUGAUGCCGCGGAGAUGGCUUCUGAAGGAGGCUUGACGGUUGGGCCUGGGGUUAGCAUUACGACCCUGAUGGAGUCUGAUGGGGAAAUGGCAAGAGUGGCUACCAAGCAUGCGCAGAUCACCGGCAGACCUGAGUCGCCUUGCUUCUUCAACUUGGACGUCGCAAGGGUUCUGAAUGGCGAAAAGCUAGGAAAAGCAUUGCAAGGAGUCACGGGACAGCAAUUUCGGAGCACUUUGUUUUCAAUGAAAGUAUUAGCGAGGGUGGCAUUGAAGAAGUUGACCGGCACGAAGGAAGAACAACUUCUUGAGGACCGCUUGGUAAAACUGGAAGCUGCUAUGGUCUUGCAUGCGCCAGAGCAACAAGAACACACCAUGAUCACGAAUUUGAAAUUGCUUUCUGAGUACACCAGCCAAUUCCCAUUGAAAUUGUCGACCAUCAUUACCGGGCACUUGGUUGUCUUCCGAAUGUCCAGGGUGUUUGCGCUGACGGAACAAAAGGAGCGGCUGAGUGCGAUCGAUGCUUUUGUGACGAGCUUGGAGCUGUGGACGGCAUCCUCAGCGAGCUUGUCAAACCUCCUCGACCACAAGAAUGCAAGCUUCAUCCCCAUUGUGGCUGCUCUUUGUGAGGAGCUUACCGGUACGUUUGGGGGUGGAGCUGGUGCAGCUGGUGGUGCUUCUUGUUCUGUUGACGCAGAUGGAUCAGCCAUGGAAGAUGAAGAUGCUCUUUUUGGCAACGUCAUGCCGGACACGACGGGACAGAAGAAAAUUGAAGGGACUGAAGCUGCGACUGAGAAGGACAAGGAAGUUCACCCCGCUCUUGAGGCUCUUCGACUCGUGGUUACCGACGCCUUGACCAGCGACAUCUUCGUCGACCUGGUGCAUGAGGUGGCAGAUCCUAAGAAGCGUCUCUCCUUGGAGCGUUUGACUACAUCAUAUCUGAGCUCAUGGCAUAAUCCCAAGAGCGAAGCCUGGUUUCAGACGCAUUCGGUUGGAAAGUUCUUGGAGCCAUGUUUCAGAAAGUUUGCCAACUUUUGCAAGUGCAUCGCGGUGUUGCUGAGGGUCGAUCACCCAAACUGGCAACUCAGUGCGAUCCAGGUGGUGGCCAUCACAGGGGAAAAUCAGACGGAUUCAUUUUUCAAGGCAAUCAAGAGUCUUCUCACUGCUCCCGCAUCAGAUGGCACCUCUCCAAGCCAAAUCAAGGUCGCUUCCAGGGAGUUUUGGAUGAUGGAAGUUCAGGAUGUGCUGAAGACAGCUGCAACACAUGGACCGGCUCUCACUGUUUUGCAGAAGUUUGAAGCAGACAUAUCCAGCUUCCAAGCCCAAGAUGGUGAGGACGGUGAGGAGAAUGAGGGUGCAAUUAAACUUUCCCCCGGUUUUGCUGCUCAUCUCCCUGGAAUCAUGGAAGAGCUCCCAAAGUUGAGGGCGGCUCUGCGCAAAGGCUUUUUGACGCCGUUUCUGAAGCCGUUGCGCGCUCAUAUCCUUGACUUGGGGCAGGCAGUCCUGAAGGCUGGGGAGAUCAGCAUGAGCUCAGCAGAUUUGAAUGCUUUGAUGCACGCGUUGAAGUAUUUCCAGGGAGAUGCUGAGUGCACGGUGGCCCAUACCAAGCUCAUCGAAUGGGCUACCAAGCACAAUACGAAAAUUGUUUUGGCAGAUUUCGGCAAGUGGAUGAAGUCCUAUAUGGAGACAGCUGCUGCCCAGACUUACGUGGAGGUGAUCCCUGUGGACAUGGCCCACGUGAAGCCGCUUGUGGCGAAGCUUCCAGUGCCUGUGCCAGACGGGGUGGGCAAGCAGUUGCUCACUUUGAUGCCAAUGUUGCUUCGCCGUGCUUUCUUGGAGGCGUCACUGGUGAAGGCAGAUGUUCCAGCUGGACUGACUAGCUUGGUGGCCGUGCUCAAACAAUUUGGAAAGUUGGCGACCGCAUUGUCAAUGCCCCACAUCAGCUACUACACGGAUGCGGUGGAGCUGCUUCGAGUGUCUGUCAGCUUGCUGAUCCAGGUUUCAAAGAUCGACUUUGGCCAGGAUGCCACAAGCGUGUUCAAGAACGAUGCCAAGCAUGCGAUGCUGUUUCAGGUUUGUUCUUUCCUCGCCUCUUUCAAGAGCAUCUCUGACAAGAUGGGCGAGUACGUGGAGGAGAACGAGCACGGCAGCGAGGAUCCCUACGGCAUGUUCAGCCACUGCCUUUGUUCUGACAUUAUCCAGCCGCUGAGGCCGUUGAUGGAGCCCGAGGCUUUGAAAGAUGCUGUUCGUCGGCAGUGCGCUCAGUUUGCUUUGUCUCUGCAGAGUUUGAUCCCCAAGCUGGCAAAGACAUCUGGCCAGUUCUUUGCAGGUGGACCCAAUGAUUGGAAGAAGGAUUUGGGUGAAGAUCCUGACUUGGAUGACGUCCUUGCCAAGGCAGACGUGACGCUGGGCUCCAUCACUGGCAAGCACUUGAAAGCGGAGGUGAUCAAGGAGAUGGAUGUCUUUGCUGAGAAGAUGGGUUGCUUCUCAGGCGAUUCCUUGGGAGAGGAGUUUGGGAAGCUGAGUGAGCAUCUGGCUGAAGGGAAGGCUUUGAUCACGGCCACCCAUGUACAGUAUGUGGAGUCUGCUAUGGCUUAUGCCCUUGCAUUCUUGCGUAAGCCGGACGAAGGGGCUUCGGAAGGCAAGUCGCCUGCGAGGCUGUGUGGCAUUUUGUCCGAGCAGUAUGCAGCCUUGGCUGCCCAAGAGAAUGGGGUGCAAGAGAGCCUUGUACAGCCCAAUCUUCUUGGCUCUGCGAAGAAGUUCUUGAGCUAA